AGUCUCGGAGUCUCGGAGAGUUGGGAUAAGGAAGGCCUGGGCGAGGCAGUGCCGUUGCUAGACACCUGUCUUGUAAACAAAGUGGAUGUUUGAUGAGUCAUCGAGAGGAGGCUAGAGAAUCGAGAGAAAGGAACUGGUGGAGACCUGGCGAAGACUUGGAUGGUUACUUGUAAUCAGAGUCGAGACUUUAGCGGUGGAUGGAGAACACGUGGACCAGAGUUUCGGAUGAGAGGAGGUCAGAAAAAGGAUUCGAGACAUAAGGAGACCUGGAUUCUCGGGUAGAUCUUUACUAAAUGCAAGGAGAGUCGACGCUUAUCGAUUGGGAGAACCGAUGGGCUAGAGUUUGAAAUGGGACGAGUCUAGAGGCCCAUCCAACAGAAGUCGAGCGACCCACGAGUGUCGGAGGCUUCAGCGUCGACUAAGCGAAUCGAUAAUGGUGAUUCGGGGAGUAAAGUGCGUGUGGAAGCGGCAAACGGGACACCUCCGGAACCCCGCGUCCAAUCCAAUAGGUUAGGAGUGUAGGUCUAGCGGGAAACGUUUAAGUGGAUCGUCAGAGAUUGGGCCCGGGUUUGCUGGAGUAGAGGUUGGCAUUAAUGUGAAAUGCUGGCGUCGAUGGUCGUAAACACACGGGAGGAGAACGUGUUCCAGGUGGACUGUUGGACCAACAGUGGGUCUCGUCACGCGAUUUGAUGGAUCCCGUCGUGGUUAAUGCGCUACUGGGAGGAUUACGCUUCCACGAAGGAUACCCAUCGCGAUAAGCAGCUCGUCCUGCGUGUUCCAGCGUCGUUCUCGAGCGUCGAUCUCCUGCCGAACGAUCCCGAGGAUCUCUGGGGAAUUGGUGGAACGAUGGGUCCUCUUCUCGAGGAGAACAUCUCGGACUGACGCCCAGGAAGUCGUUUGACUGAGUGACUCGACCGGCAGGGGCUUCCCCUUCGAUGGGAUAUCGAUUAAACAGUAGACAAUGACGGGAACCUACUCGAGACUUUGCUCAGCCAGUGACACGGGCACGGUCGUGUUCUUUUGAAGGUCCACCUGUGUCGAUGACGAGGAUGUUGGCCAAGGUCACGAUCCUGCUGACUCUUCUUCGGCUGGGGCUGUCGCUGGAGGAUCGAGCCGUGUGCUCCAGGAAUCGCAGCAUGAUCGAGACCCCUGGCGAUGCUGUGCUGUCCCUGUUCCUGGACAUCAACCAUGGACCCUACUGCAACGUCACGUCUGCCAAGGGUCUCCAAGAAAUCACCACGGCCUUUUACGUGGCGCACGCUCUGAAUAAGUACGAGUUCAUCCCUGGUCUUUCGCUAGGCUUGAAGGUCUUCGACACCUGCCACGACGAGAUGACGGUGUUCAAGCAAUCCUUGCAAGCAGCAGUGGACUCCGACUGCACAGAUCACUACGAGAUGGGGAUCCUGUUGCCAUCCGAGUACAACGCGAUCCUGAAACCCAUACGCAACUAUAGCGUCUUGCCCAUCAGCACAUACGAGGAUCAGAACCUGACCAAGCCUUUAUUAAACCUGAUGGUGCACUACCUCAGCACCAGGUUCGAAAUCGUCGACCUGUUGCUGGUCGACUCCGAAUUCGCGUUGAACUUCUUCAUGGACGCCACCAAGGAGGCCGGCAUCUGCGUGAAAAACUACGCGAAGAAUGUGGAGCUGGACGAAGGCGACACGGAGGCCGUGAUAGCUGUUAUCGGCGGUAGGAACGACGCUCGACAGUGGAUCGAGAAGGGUGAGAAGCUCCAAGGACCCAGGAAGACGUGGAUCGUCCUGCCGUUGGAUGGGUCCAACGUGGACGAUCUCAUACCUCUAGGAUCCUACGUGGUGAGAACGCCACCCUUCAAUCUGGACCUACUUCAGGACGUGUCCUCGACAGACGAUUUCCUCGCAGCGGCAGGGAACACGGUGAUCCACUCGUCGCACCUUCUAGGCGUCGGCAAAGCUGUGUUCGAGUUGGCGCAGGUCCUCCAGGACCUCCAGAGGCGGAACUGUCCUCGCAGAACGGAGACCACCUGCCUCCUGCCGCGGUUCAACCCUCACACAGCCCCAGAGACUCGCAACUCCGACGUGUACAACGCUCUUCGUAUACUGCCGAGGCUCCACUCCAUCAAGUACAUCGUGGCGAUGAGGACUCAGCAGGAAUUGAUCGACAUGGCCACCUACAGGGUGGAGCCGGCGAAUCUCAAGUUUAGGGUCACGCCAGAGUCCAGGGUGCCCAAAAUGCCCAAGCUCUGCUUGAAGAAGUACGCCAGGAACUGCGAGGACUGCCUGAACUUCAAGAAGAGGUUCGGUGCGCGUGGUGUGAUCACAGAUACACUCGACAGGGGUUUAUUAAAGUCGGGCAACUGGAUACCAAUUUUCCUGACGGUGGUGGUGUGCGGCACAUUCGCCUGCGGCGUGAUUGCCGUCUUCAUUAUCUACCGCUUCAUCGCGGAGGACGUCCUCGAUGGGAAUCCAGCGCUAACGAUCGUCCUGAUACUGGCGAACAUUUUCACGCUGCUGACGGUCCUUCCGUUCUGCAUCAACGACUACUACGUGGGAGCAGAGGCACUCAACUCCAGAAAGAUCCUGGUGACGACCCUAGCCUUCGGAAUCGACUUCUCCGUGAUGCUAUCCAGGGCCUUCUUCUUGGUGUUCUCCAAGGGUGGAGUGUUCACUGCUCACAUCAACGGAUACCUGCAAGGCUUGAUGGUGUUUUUCAUGUUUGGCGUGCAGUUCGCCAUAUCGAUCAUGUUCUUUGUCCUCAGCGACGAAGACUCCGCCGUCGUCGUGAGGAGCCUUCUCUUCAUUGCUCUGCUGGGUUACGACAUAUUUCUACUGGUGACGCUGUUCGUGGUGUGCUUUUUUAUCGCCCGAUUGCCGCGCAAUUAUCGCGAAGGGAAGUGUUUCUUCGGGACCUCCAUCGGUCUGCUGAUCACCUGGGCCAUCUGGCUGACCUGUUUCAUCUUGGUGGAACCAGAGUGCCGGGACAUGGUGGUCUCCUUCGGCAUCGUCGCCACGGCGUACUUGAUCAUCAUCGGGGUCCUCGUACCGAGGACUUAUUACAUGGUCACCCACCUGGCCAGGGGGAAGGAGUAUGGCCAAAGAUUUGGAUCGACCGAUUUGGGCCACGAUCCAAGGAUCAACUCGAUCAUGAGACAGACACGUCCGUUUUACGAUUACGUGCACCCAGCUGGAGGAAGCGUGACGAACCUGCAGGUCGCGCCCGCGUACCCGAAUUACUAUGGCAGCUCCAGCCCGAACCAGAAGUACCUGACCCACUCGAGGAGCCCCGACUCGAGGAGGAUCCCCGGGUACAACAACUACGGAUUCCACACGGAGAUGCGAGAAUCAAGAACGAGCCCUGGGGAAAGGAGCAGCGUGAAUUCCGCGUACGCCCGCCCCAAGUGCCACAGGAAGAAGAAAACGAAGAACGAGAAAGACUUCGUCGAGACAGACGUCUACGUCGAGAGUAACCACGGGACCGCGAGGAGAUCCCACGAUGAGAUGUAUCCCGUGAGAUCCGUCAGCCCAAGAUUGACGCAAAUGGAGGCGACCAUCCGCGAGGAGGACGAAGAGGACAACGUAACGAGGAUAACGCGAUUCUGAGACUCUAAUCCGCCAGUGUUCAUGUUGUAGUUACGCGUCGAAUAGAGAACUGUGAACCCUCUUCAAAUAAAUCCUUUCGGUUCGAGCGA
Messenger RNA from Hylaeus anthracinus, 3667 nucleotides. RefSeq names its product protein bride of sevenless (gene boss). Gene Ontology annotation, biological process: visual perception; G protein-coupled receptor signaling pathway. The coding region runs from base 1041 to 3578 and encodes 845 amino acids. Gene Ontology annotation, molecular function: adenylate cyclase inhibiting G protein-coupled glutamate receptor activity; sevenless binding. Gene Ontology annotation, cellular component: membrane. Lineage: Eukaryota; Metazoa; Arthropoda; Insecta; Hymenoptera; Colletidae. The transcript is spliced from 8 exons. The record is from RefSeq and is a predicted model, not a curated record.